Molecule: messenger RNA, 2460 nt
Organism: Lucilia sericata (common green bottle fly)
Lineage: Eukaryota; Metazoa; Arthropoda; Insecta; Diptera; Calliphoridae
Gene: unc-4
Product: homeobox protein unc-4
Exons: 4
Coding region: 1-1383 (460 amino acids)
Biological process (GO): regulation of DNA-templated transcription
Molecular function (GO): DNA-binding transcription factor activity, RNA polymerase II-specific; sequence-specific double-stranded DNA binding
Source: RefSeq, a predicted model, not a curated record
AUGGUUUUGGAACAACAACAACAGUCCUCUUCAUUACAACAAACACCGCCACCACAACAGCUAUCACCACCUAACACUGUAGCGGUAAACAAUAACAGCAAUCACAGCUCUAACGGUAUGCCCGCCAUGCCGUCGGAGGGUUUACAUCCUACCGCUGCCCUACAACUAUAUGCCGCCGCUGCUCAAUUAGCCCCCGGCGGUGUACGUGUCCCACCCUGGAGUCCAUUUCUGCAGUUUGGUGUACCGGGGGUCUUUGGUGGUGCCCCAUUUUUGGGCCGUCCGCGUUUUGAAGGCACUUCUCAACAAAAUGCCGCCGCUGCAGCCGCUUCUCAGAUGGCCGUUAAUGCUAGCAAUGCUUUUGCCAACUUAACGGGUCUCAGUGUGGCCAUGCGUAAUGUUUCCGCCGUACAAACAUCGGCUGCCGCCGCUGUGGCUACGGUGGCGAUACAACAUCGUCUUAUGAUUGGAAAUAGACAGAAUAUGCCGCCAACGGGUCCACCAAGUGAAGGAUCUAAUGAUGAUGCUGGGUUUUCCGCAGAUGGCGAUGACGAGAGCAGUGCUGCCAAACGUCGUAGAUCUCGUACAAAUUUUAAUUCCUGGCAGCUGGAGGAAUUGGAGCGGGCGUUUUCGGCCAGUCAUUAUCCCGAUAUAUUUAUGCGUGAGGCUUUGGCCAUGCGUUUAGAUCUCAAGGAGAGUCGUGUUGCGGUAUGGUUCCAGAAUCGGCGUGCCAAAGUUAGAAAACGUGAGCAUACCAAGAAAGGACCUGGUAGACCUGCCCACAAUGCUCAGCCUCAAACCUGUUCCGGUGAACCCAUCCCGCCCAAUGAAUUAAAAGCUAAAGAAAGAGCACGGCGAAGAAAGAAAUUAGCCAAAGCCAUUGAUAGACAGGCUAGAAAACUGCAGGCAAAAGGUAUAACCGUUGAUUUUGAAGCACUUAAGGCUGAAUACAUAUCACAACACAAAGCCAAUGGCACAUUUUCUGAUUCAGAUCUCGAAGAUGAUAGCAUCCAAAUCGAUGUGGUGGGCGGAACAGAGAGCGAUGACGAUGAUGACUUGGAUUUCCGAUCACCACGCGGCAGUGAUUUAGCCAACAAUAGCUAUUCGCCCAGUGGUAGUCCCAAUGGUCUGGGCAGUCCCAUGUCGAAUAGUGGCAUCGAUAAUCGAGACGAUGAUAACAAUAGUAAUCAGCAUAAUCUGCACGUAGGUGUAGAUGAGAAACCGUUUCUGUUUCCCGGUCGAGCAACGAAUUUUCAUUUAAAAUUACAAAAUACCACCUCAUCGUCAUCAUCCUCCUCCUCACCGAAUCAUCAGCAAACCUCACCGAUUAGUAUACGACGCAGUAAUCCCUUUAGCAUAGAAUCGUUGUUAUUCAACAAUACAUGAGUCUUGUAGACGACUGUAAGGCGAGAGCAGACAAAUGUUAUACCAAAAAUAUUUACGAAAACUUAAAAAACAACUUAGAAAUAACUUAAAAACAAAAUAUUAACAGUUGAACUUAAAAGAUAUAUACUUAUGUAAGAAGUAACCAACCAAAAACAUUUGACAAAUGAUUGGACUCAUUAACAUUCUUGUAUAUACGGCAUAUAACACAUAAAUUUAGAUGAAAUUUCCAGCAGCAGUAACCAAUAAAGCAACCAAAAUUUUUGACAGCCAGCCAACUUCAUCAUCAUCAUCAUAAUUACAAGUGAAAGAAAUGCAAACUACUAUAUAUUUUGGGUUCAUAGCAGUUUAACUGUAAGGGGCACUUUUCUUAUUAUUUAACACCAAAAAUUAAUGAUUUAAUUGUAUUCAGCAACCAACGAAUGUACGUCGUAGGUACGUUACCUUGACGAUGACGGACCAUAAAACAAAAUAAGUUUAAAGUACUUAAUUUGAGAGAGCUGUUUAUGAGUGAAUCAUAAAAGAAAUUACUUUAUGAAGACUUAAGGCAUAAUAAAUGGAACAUGUAUAGUAGUAGUCUCUCUUAUAUAUUAUUAUGAUAUGACCAGCCAGUCUGCCAGACGACCAAAAAUUCCAUUUUUUUUUAAGAAAAAAAAAAAAAAAAACAGUUGUUUAAAAGAAUUAUUUCAAGGGAAACUUCAAAGGGAUUCAUUAAAAGGUUUCAAGUUUUAAGACAUUUGUUUGAGAUACGGAAAUAUAAAGAAGUUUGGACUUAACCCAAGAUUUUCGUAAGAAAUAUCGCGAUCCAAACUUUUUAACAUUUGAAAUUUGUUUAAUUCUCGCGAUAAAUUUUUGAAUUCUAAAGCUUUCCUUUAACACUUAAAGCUUUCAAAUAGAGAUCGUCACAAAAAGAAAAUAUUACAAAAUGAAAAGAUCUUUACGAAAGCUAAAUAGCUUUUGAUUAUCGACCAACUAAAAGCUAUUAGAUUGUCAAAUAAUAUUAAACAUUACACUAAUUUCUGGAAAGCUUAAAAGCUUUUGAUUGCAUUUUCUAGUUUCAUAAUUUCUCCUUUGGAUAAG